Trichoderma harzianum CBS 226.95 is the source of this 1311-nucleotide messenger RNA. RefSeq lists its product as hypothetical. The coding region runs from base 193 to 1134 and encodes 313 amino acids. The record is from RefSeq and is a predicted model, not a curated record. NCBI's taxonomy places the organism in Eukaryota, Fungi, Ascomycota, Sordariomycetes, Hypocreales, Hypocreaceae. The transcript has a single exon.
UUAGCUUCAGGCACCUUCAACGACUGGUCUGUUGGAAGCUUUGGAGUUGCCCUGCCGAUCGCAACGUCCAAGCCAUUGUUUACUUUCAGAUAUGAGUCAACGUGCGAAACUCAAUCAAGCCAGAGAGCUUUAUCUUAUAAACAACAAACUCAAUCGAAUAAUUCAGCUUCUAUCUAAGCCGAGUACCAAGCCAUGAGCUCGUCUAGAGAUGAACGAGCCAAGGCGGCCAAGCUGUUUCUCAACAAAAAGCUGCCAUCCAUAUUAAAGUCCAAUGCAAGAGCGAGAAAAGGCGUCGAAAGCGUCCAAUUGAUUGUAGAUCCACCUCGAAUAGUCCCAAAGGAGGCCAUUGCUCCAGCAGCAGCAACUACAAGCCCAGAGUCUACCAAACAAACAGACGGCAAUGACUUAGCUCCAACAUCUCAGAAACCUCUCUCCACCCCUUUAUCUCCCAAUUCCAUACGAAUCUGGCCCGUCGAUACUCUCGAAGCUGCUUCAAGGCUAUCUAAAUCCAGUCCAUCCCGAAUUGCCGUCCUCAACAUGGCCUCUCCCCUCCGUCCCGGCGGCGGUGUCCUAACCGGGGCCACAUCACAAGAAGAAUGGCUUUGCUCAAGAACUACGCUAUAUCCAUCUCUCCACGAAGAAUUCUACCGCCUCCCCGAAGUAGGCGCCAUAUACACUCCCGAUGUCCUCGUCUGCAAGACGUGGGACACGGAGCCCUCUGAUCUCAAACCAGCGGAUCAGUUCUUGAUCGAUGUCAUCACAGCAGCCAUGCUACGCCUUCCAGAGGUUGAGACGAAUCAACAGGGAGAGCUUAAGUAUUCGGAGCAAAAAGACAGAGAUAUGGUUUUAGCCAAGAUGCGUUGCGUAAUGCGUAUAUUGCGGUCUCGUCAUAUCGAACGCGUUGUUCUGGGGGCUUGGGGCUGUGGCGCAUAUGGAAACCCCGUCGACGAGAUUGCCCGAUCAUGGAAGAGGGUGUUACUGGGACCCCAGGCCAAGAGAUCCGAGCGAGUCGAAGUUUAUGAUGAUAUGGAGGUGGUUUUCGCUAUCAAGGACCACAACAUGGCUCGUAGGUUUACAACUGCCUUUGGGGCUGGGGCCAUGUUGGAGGAGAGUGGUGGUGAUGGCGUCGAUUAGGACGAGUUAUCUGGUCUGUUGAUAUGGCAACACGUUUGACUUCAUGAAUGUGCUCAAUACUGAUGUUUCUAUACAUUUCUCUUCUCUGUAUAUCCUUCGUUGUGCGUCCAUGUGGCUUUCAAGGCGUCGAUAUCUCCCCUAUACAGACUUUAGCCAUGCUUUGAGAAACAAAUCCAC